AGCAACCCAAAAAAAAAAAAAAAAAAAAAAAAAAAGACAGAGAGAGAGAGCAAAGAAAACACAGUCCUACUUGAUUAACAACAAUGGCGGCUUCUGAUCUCAUUUCUCAAGAACACUACCCUCAAGCCUUUGAAGAUGCUGAAGCUCUCCGAAAGGCAUGCCAAGGAUGGGGCACUGAUGAGAAGGCUAUAAUAUCGAUAUUGGGUCACAGAAAUGCAGAACAAAGGAAGCAAAUCAGGCUAGCUUACCAACAACUUUACCAAGAAGAUCUUGUCAAGCGCCUUGAGUCAGAGCUCACUGGAGAUUUUGAGAAAGCUGUGUACCGUUGGAUACUGGACCCAGCCGAUCGUGAUGCGGUAUUGGCACACGUGGCGAUCAAGAAAUCUGAUGUUGACUCCACAGUGAUCAUCGAGAUCUCAUGCAUUCGAUCCCCCGAUGAGCUCUUGGAAGUGAGAAAGGCUUACCAGAAUCGAUACAAGCAUUCCUUGGAGGAAGAUGUUGCUGCACAUACCAAAGGCGACCUCCGCAAGCUUUUGGUUGGUUUAGUGAGCUCAUACCGAUAUGAUGGAGAAGAAAUAGACAACAGAAAAUUGGGACAUUCAGAAGCUGAGAUUCUUCAUGAGGCAAUCAAAGAAAAGGCAUUCAAUAGUGAUGAAGUUAUUAGAAUCUUGACUACAAGGAGUAAGGCACAGCUCAAUGCCAUCUUCAAUCGCUACAGAGAAGAACAUGCCACUUCCAUCACCAAGAAUUUGUUGGGUGAUUCUCCUCCUAACGAUUUCCAGAAGGCUUUACAUACCACCGUUCGAUGCCUCACUGAUCCCCACAAAUACUUUGCAAAGAUUCUUCGUGAUGGAGUAAAAAAACUUGGGACAGAUGAGGAUUCAGUGACAAGAGUAAUAGUAACAAGGGCAGAAAAGGAUCUGAAGGUAAUCAAGGAGCUUUAUUACAAGAAAAACAGUGUUCCUCUUGAAGAGGUUGUGGCCAAAGAAACUUCUGGAGAUUACAAGAGGUUCCUCCUCACUCUGCUUGGAAAGGAAUACUGAAUUUGAUCUUCUUCAACUUAUGGUUGGAUUAAUGGCGCUUCCUGUUUAAUUUCUCUUUUGAGUACUUAGUUUGUUGCUUAGAAAGACUCUGCUUUUAGUUUGUCUGUCUGGGGUUCUUUUUCUAUGUGCUUUGCUGUGUGACCAUUUUGUUUCUGAAUGGUUUUGAAUUCUAUAAACAUUAAAGACUGCUUUUUUA
Messenger RNA from Ziziphus jujuba (common jujube), 1239 nucleotides. Its product is annotated as annexin-like protein RJ4. Bases 84 to 1043 code for a protein of 319 amino acids. The transcript is spliced from 6 exons. NCBI's taxonomy places the organism in Eukaryota, Viridiplantae, Streptophyta, Magnoliopsida, Rosales, Rhamnaceae. Gene Ontology annotation, molecular function: calcium ion binding; calcium-dependent phospholipid binding. The record is from RefSeq and is a predicted model, not a curated record. Gene Ontology annotation, cellular component: cytoplasm.